This is a messenger RNA of Iphiclides podalirius (scarce swallowtail), 501 nucleotides long. Lineage: Eukaryota; Metazoa; Arthropoda; Insecta; Lepidoptera; Papilionidae. The record is from the annotation of a GenBank genome assembly.
AUGCUUCGCUCAAUAAUUCUAGUGGCGCUAUUCGCGAGCCAAAUCGCAGCGAAGCCCCUGCAAGAGGAGGAGGACUUCGGAGUGGAGUCGAGAAAGCUGAAACAGAACUACGUGCUAGUGGGAUACGUGCGUAACUUCAAGAGGAACAUGGUGGAACUCCUGAGGACAAAGUACAACUUCCUGAACAUCGCGGAGAGCAAACAGGCGCAGCUGCUGCUCGAGCAGUUCGAGCGGAAGUUCGUGAGCGACCUGAACCAGGUGCUGGCGGAGACGGAAGCGGGCAAGAGGUACAGCAAGAAGGAGAUAUCCGACGGCAUGGGAGACUCCACGUUCCGCAUCGUCAAGUACCGGAUAAGGAGCGAGUUCCCCAGGCUCGGGAGUAACGCCGCCGAUGAGCUGGUCUACCGUUUCAGGAGGAGCAUAAUGCUGAUCAGGCUCAAGCUCGACCAGCUGGUGAACGACGCGAAGCUCGCCUGGUUGAAGCAGGCCAAAGUCUCAGCC